Cynara cardunculus var. scolymus (artichoke) is the source of this 852-nucleotide messenger RNA. RefSeq names its product PLASMODESMATA CALLOSE-BINDING PROTEIN 2. The coding region runs from base 62 to 637 and encodes 191 amino acids. Lineage: Eukaryota; Viridiplantae; Streptophyta; Magnoliopsida; Asterales; Asteraceae. The transcript is spliced from 4 exons. The record is from RefSeq and is a predicted model, not a curated record.
CUCUCUCUCCACAACUUCUUCUUCUCCAAGUAGCUAAAGCUUCUGGUUCUGGUGGUCAUCAAUGGCGGUUUUAGUUGUUUUUAUGCUCAUCCUGUCCAUGGCUGCUCAGUCAAGUGGGAAUUGGUGUGUGUGCAAGAAAGGCGGGCAAGACAAAGUGCUUCAAGAAGCAAUAGAUUAUGCGUGUGGAAAUGGAGCAGACUGCACCCAAACCCAUCAAGGUGGAAAAUGUUUUAACCCUGAUACAGUUAUAGACCACUGCAACUAUGCGGUAAAUAGCUAUUUCCAGAACAAGGGUCAGACCCCUGGUACCUGUGAUUUCAAGGGUGCAACCAUGGUCGUCACCACUGACCCCAGUUCCAAUGGGUGCACUUUUCCUUCUACAGCCAGUCGUACAACCGGGUCAACAUCGCCAACCACCAACACUGGCACAACAAGUUCACCAGGUUCCACCUCCACGUCCUCAUUCGGCAACAACCCAUCAAACAACGGGGGAAUGUUAGGUGGUGGAAUGGGAGGAGGGUUAGGGCCGUCGGCAUCGAGCAUGGACACAGAUGUUAGCCAUGGUGUAGGUCAAGAAACCAACAUUUUGGGUCUGUUGUUGGGCAUGGUUGGUGCAGGAGUAGUUGUUAUGCUUUAAUGGGUGUACCAUGUGAAGAGUUUUUCUUCUACUACUACUACUAUUCUAUUUAGGGAAGAGUUUUUGGGUUUUAUUAUGGUUUCCACUUCUCAAAAUUGGGAAAUUAUGGAGUUUUGUAUUCCUUUUUUGGUGGUGUCUCUUAUCCUCCCUAAUCUAUGUAGAAUAGAGGGUUGGUUGUUUAUUAUUAUUAUUAUUAAUUACUUGUUAUAUUUUCA